ACCAUACUCUCCAAUCACCGCACAACACCUUCAACCUCUGCUUUUGCACUCUCUCUCUCUUCCCAUCUGCUCUAUCUACAUAAAUUUUCUCUUUCUUUGAUUUUUCUUUUUAAAAUUUUUUUUUGGGUGAGAUUUAGAUUCAUUCCUUGAAGCUCACUAGCUUGCUUUUUGAGCUUGUAAUAUUUAUUAUUAUUAUUAUUUUCCUUUUUACAUUCACAGCUAUCAAUAAACACUUUUAUUUUGUUUCCUCUUUCUUUCUUCUCUUUUCUUUGUUGCCAAGGCCUCAAGGAAAAAAAGGAAGAAAGAAGAGAUCUUUUCCCAGCUUUUUGUCACUGCUUCAAAAAUUCCUCGAAAUUCAGAGCCUUCACACUGUUUUUCCGUAUCGGGUUUUUAGUUUUUUUUCUUCUUUCUAUUUACAGCCUUUUUGGUGUCCUAUUCAGUUUCCUUUCCUUUCCUAAUUGGGAUAUUAUAAGAGGUUAAGCUGCACAUUUGAAGUGUUAAUUCUUACUUAUACAAUUUCCUCAAAGAAAAGGUUUUAAGGAGGUUUUUACUUCAUUUUGUGUAUAAAUUUGCUUCUGUGUCUCUUGCUCUUGCUUGUUCACUCAUCCUUUGUUCUAUCUAUUCAAUUUUCUUGAGACUUUAGAUAGGGAUAAUAGAUCUCAGAAAAAGUGGUUGUCUAGGGUUGUUGUAUCUUUGUAGCUAUUGGACUAUUUUAAAGCUAUAAUUUAGAUUUUUGGAUACAUAUUAUUUGAUUUUUGGAAAGGUGGGUCUUUUCUAGAUUCCUCAGGCUAUGCCCUAUACAAUUAAAAAAAAAAAAAAAAAGGAAGGUAUUCUGAUUCCUUUCAAAAAAUUCUUCUUUGAUUUAACACUGAUAUUAUUGUGGUGAAACCUCCACCUCUGGCAUUUCUUCCACCAAGCGGUUCUUCAACCUCUAGCUCUGUUUUUCUCCCCUGUUUCAUCACCGGCUUUGAAUAUCAGAAAACUGGGAUUUGUAAAUUUGAUGUGUUGAUGGCAAUUCUAUCGCCAGCAUCUUAUUUCUCGAACUCGAAUUGGCUUUUCGAAGAGAGCAAGAACACGAAAUGGACUCCGGCGGAGAACAAACUGUUUGAGAAUGCUCUGGCAGUGUUCGAUAAGGACACCCCGGAUCGGUGGCACAAGGUGGCUGAGAUGAUACCUGGGAAGACAGUUGGGGAUGUGAUAAAGCAGUACAAGGAGCUAGAAGACGAUGUAAGCAAUAUAGAAGCAGGGCUUAUCCCAAUUCCUGGAUAUACCACCUCAACAUUCACAUUGGACUGGGUGAAUAGUCAUGGCUUUGAUGGUCUGAAACAACCUUAUGCUAUUGGUGGCAAGAGAUCUUCAUCAAAUCGGCCUGCUGAUCAAGAAAGGAAGAAAGGGGUUCCAUGGACUGAGGAAGAACAUAAGUUGUUUCUCAUGGGUCUUAAAAAGUAUGGCAAAGGGGAUUGGAGGAACAUCUCUCGCAAUUUCGUGGUAACUCGAACACCGACUCAAGUGGCCAGCCAUGCUCAGAAGUAUUUUAUCAGGCAAUUAUCAGGAGGGAAAGAUAAGAGAAGAGCCAGCAUCCAUGACAUAACCACUGUGAAUCUCAAUGACACUAGAACUCCAUCCCCUGAUAGUAAAGGGCCUCCUUCUCCGGACCAAUCUUCCCUGCUGUGUCAGCAAUCAAAUUCUGCUUCGAUACCAAGGAGAUCAUUUCAAUGGAUUCAGCCAAGUAGUGGUGGUGGAGCAAACAUGGGUUUCAAUCCAACAAAUGGAAAUAUUUUUGUCUCCAAUCCUUAUGGGAUCAACUCCUAUGGAAUUAAAAUAGAAGGGCAGAAUCUCCAUAGAGGUGCUGUUCAUGACUCUUACUUUGGACAUCAAAAUAUGGUUUUUCAGAUGCAAGCAGCACAGCACUACCCACAUGGAUAGUAUAGCAGUUGUCAUGAAGUCUCAGCGGCUUGAUUUGCCUUUUUUUUUUUUUUUUGGUUUCCCCCUUGUUCACUAGUAUAGCUAUGUUUGUGUUUUUCGCCUUUUUCUUUUUUUUUUUUAAACUUCUCCUGGUUUCCAUGUGAAUAUGUCAUCUAGAACUUUGAGUUUAGUCCAGUAGUCUAAACUUUUGAGGGAGCAGGAUUGUAGUAUUUCCUUGGGAAUUGCAAGUUCUGAAAAUGGGAAGGCUUCUCAAAACAA
Molecule: messenger RNA, 2184 nt
Organism: Ziziphus jujuba (common jujube)
Lineage: Eukaryota; Viridiplantae; Streptophyta; Magnoliopsida; Rosales; Rhamnaceae
Product: transcription factor DIVARICATA
Exons: 2
Coding region: 1009-1926 (305 amino acids)
Molecular function (GO): DNA binding
Source: RefSeq, a predicted model, not a curated record